This is a messenger RNA of Pectinophora gossypiella (pink bollworm), 639 nucleotides long. RefSeq names its product phospholipid scramblase 2-like. Gene Ontology annotation, biological process: plasma membrane phospholipid scrambling. Gene Ontology annotation, molecular function: phospholipid scramblase activity. Bases 1 to 639 code for a protein of 212 amino acids. Lineage: Eukaryota; Metazoa; Arthropoda; Insecta; Lepidoptera; Gelechiidae. The transcript has a single exon. Gene Ontology annotation, cellular component: plasma membrane. The record is from RefSeq and is a predicted model, not a curated record.
AUGUUAAAAUCGGAAACCAAAGAUGCCAAAGAUAAAGUCGAGAAAUGGAUGGCUUGCCCGGUUGUAGCCACUGACUAUCCCGGUCUAGCUUACCUGUGUACCUUGAACGAGCUUCUAGUAGUCGAGAGAGUCGACGCCUUACACGAAGUAAUAAGCAAAACGCGGAGAGUCGGCUAUACUAUUUACAAUAACGCAGGCGAAAAAGUUUUCCUCGCCGUGAAGGAGUUACAAAAACAAGAACGUUUCACAAUAAAGGUCUUUAACAACUACGGAAAUGAAAUUAUUCAGGUGAAGAAGCCUACGAAAUUAUUCUUCAACAACGUAUUAGUGUGGGCACCCCCAGGUAACUUUGUAGGUUCUGUCGAACAAGAUAAAUGUUGGAGUCAAAAUUACGUUAUGAAAAACCGUUCUGGCGAACCAAUAUUGAAGUUGAAAGCUCAGAAGGUGUUCAAAUUCGUGUAUGACAUCAUGUCUGGUGAAGAGAAAAUAGGCACUAUAAUGAGUAAAUGGGAGAUAAGCAACGUAAAUGAAUACAAAUUCGGUGUUACCUUUCCAAUAACUAUGAGUGUUGAAGAGAAAUCAGUAUUGCUAGGCGCAUGCUUUCUAAUGGAUUGUUUGAAAUGUAAUAAAUGCUGUUGA